AUGCAUAUUCGUUUUCAUAAUCAUAGAUUAAUAGGUGAUGAAUAUGAUUUAAAACUAAUAUCUAAUAGAGAUAAUCUUCCAAUAUUAUUUAAUAUAAUUCAAUAUGAUGAAUCACAUUAUACUGAACAUAGUUUUAAUUCUUUAUCAGAAUUAAAUGGAUUUCUUGCAAAAACACCAUGUUCUAGUAAAGAUUAUUGUACAUGGAUGAAUGUUGAAGGUAUUCAUCGAACAGAUAUUCUUGAUGAAUUAUCAAAUCGUUUUAAUCUUCAUGCAUUAACUAAAGAAGAUAUUUAUACAAUAAAUGAACGUAUGAAACUUGAUUUACUUGAUAAUGGUUCAUGUAUUUAUUUAUUAAUGAAAAUGAUUUAUGUUCAUCCUAAUACAGAACAUAUUCAUCAAGAACAAAUAUCAUUUAUAUUAAAAGAAAAUAAUUUUCUAAUUACAUUUCAAGAAGCUAAAGAUGAAUUAAAUUCAAUUGAUAUAUUUCAAAUAGUUAAAAAUCGUUUAAAAAAUAAUCGUGGAAGAAUACGUUCAUUAAAAAUAGAUUAUUUAUUUUAUUGUCUUAUUGAUGUUCUUAUUGAAAAUUAUAUGUUUUUUCUUGAUCGUAUUAGUAAUAAAAUUGAUACAAUCGAUAAAUUAUUAAUGAAUAAAUUAAAACCAAAUAAUGUUGAGAUUUCAUCACAUCAUUUUAAUUCUGAAACACUUACAUUAAUUUAUGAUAUUAAACAUGAUAUGUUAAGUUUUAGAAUAUUAUGUCAACCAUUAAGAGAAAUUAUUAUUAAAUUACAAAAAGCACAAGAUAGAAUAUCUCUCACCAAUCAAGUUGUUCAAUAUCGACGACAAUAUCGAAGAAAAAAGCGACCAAAACGUAUCACAUUAUCUGGGUAUUAUUUUUUUAAUCCAAAUUCCGAUUCUCUUACUCAUCGUUGGUCACAUGGAAAUAUUCAAGAAAAAGCUCCGUUAUUUAAUGAAUAUAUUUUUAUGUAUUUUAAAGACCUUAAUGACCAUAUUAUACUAUUACAUGAUCGCAUUGAUACAUAUUGUGAUCUAUUAUCAAGUUUAAUAUCAUUUUAUGUUAUACUUAAUGAGGCUGAAAUGAAUAGAAUAAUGACAUUUCUUACUUUAGUUUCGAUUAUUUUUAUUCCAUUAACAUUUUUUUGUGGAUUAUUUUCAAUGAAUUUUAAUAAUACGCCACCAUUAAUAUGGUAUUAUGGAUAUUUUCUUAUUUUAGCUAUUUUAGGAGCUUGUGCAAUGCUUACAAUUACUUAUUUUAAAUGGAAAAAAUGGUUAUAA
Molecule: messenger RNA, 1293 nt
Organism: Rotaria sp. Silwood2
Lineage: Eukaryota; Metazoa; Rotifera; Eurotatoria; Philodinida; Philodinidae
Source: the annotation of a GenBank genome assembly